UGGCAUUUUGGAAUGGGCACCGCACCCUGAAUGCUACGGCCAUUACUGGAAAUAGUGAGAGAAAUAAAAAAUAGUGGACUAGGCUGGUUGAUCUUCUUUAAAAAACGAUUCUGGAUUGAAAACGACUAAAGGAGGUACUAAAGAGUGACCACCGUAAAUUAGGGGAUCUGUUCUUCAGAUCAUUGCCCAGGGCUUACCUGGACACACCUUUUAUUAACACAGAUUUGAUAAAUUUAGAAAGCUAUCAUAAUGACGGAGUUAGAACAACUAAGACAAGAGGUUGAUACCCUCAAAAAUCAAAUACGAGAUGCCAGAAAAGCAGUCAACGAUAGUUCCCUUGCUACCAUCACAUCUAAUAUGGACUCAAUAGGAAGGAUCCAAAUGAGAACUAGACGCACACUUCGAGGCCACUUAGCCAAAAUCUAUGCCAUGCAUUGGGGUUCAGACUCAAGCAGAAACCUAGUGAGCGCAUCACAAGACGGCAAGUUGAUAGUAUGGGAUUCUCAGUCAACCAAUAAGGUCCAUGCAAUUCCCCUGAGAUCUAGCUGGGUUAUGACCUGUGCCUACGCACCAUCGGGUAGUUAUGUGGCAUGCGGUGGUCUGGAUAAUAUCUGUUCAAUCUAUAGCCUCAAGACGAGGGAAGGAAAUGUCCGCGUCAGCAGAGAAUUGCCAGGGCAUACCGGUUACCUUUCAUGCUGCCGUUUCAUUGAUGAUACCCAGAUUGUAACUAGUUCAGGAGAUAUGUCAUGUGGCCUUUGGGACAUAGAGACAGGGCAGCAGACGACAGGUUUUACCGGGCACACAGGAGAUGUGAUGAGCUUGUCAGUGUCAAACGACAACCGGACGUUCGUGUCCGGUGCUUGUGAUGCCUCUGCAAAACUAUGGGAUAUAAGGGAAGGCAACUGCAAGCAGACAUUCACUGGUCACGAAUCAGAUAUUAAUGCCGUAACAUUUUUCCCAAAUGGCCAUGCCUUCGCCACCGGCUCUGACGAUGCCACCUGCCGGUUGUUUGACAUCCGGGCCGAUCAAGAGCUGAUGCUAUACUCGCAUGACAACAUCAUCUGCGGCAUCACGUCGGUAGCUUUCUCAAAGAGUGGUCGUCUGUUGAUGGCUGGAUACGACGAUUUCAACUGCAAUGUCUGGGAUUCUAUGAAGGGAGAGCGUGCAGGUGUGCUGGCAGGCCACGAUAAUCGCGUCAGCUGCUUGGGAGUGACUGAUGACGGCAUAGCAGUAUGCACAGGCUCCUGGGAUAGCUUCCUCAAAGUCUGGAACUAAACACACCAUCUCCCGUGAGCAAUAGGGGAGGGGGUUACCCCCUGACCAGCUAAUGAGGGGUACACACUCUUAACCCCCAACAGCUCCCGAGAACAGUUUCUAUCUUCAUGACCCAUAGCCAAGUAAAGGGGGCACCCCCCGUUGCAGGGGGGGAAAACUUAAAGGAUUAAUGCACUACUUUGCCCACUUCUUUGGACCCUGUUUUUGAUUGUAGUGCAUCGGUGCACGUGUAGGGCUCUGCCAAUGAAAAGGGAUAUAUACUAAAACCAUUGAGUGAUGUCAGAUUUCUUAAGAGUUGGGCGGGGUUGUGUGUGUGUGUCCGUCCGAGUGCUUAAGUUUAGCGCUUCGUUCAGACAGUAUCUACAUUAAAUGCGCACGUGUUGAGAAAAAAUGGAUACCAAGUGUUAGUGGUCUUAUCGAAAGUAAUAAAUUGUGCACGACACGCUCAGAGGAUGUGGGGAGACAGAAAUGGAUUUUAGAUCUGGGCGGGGGAAGGAGGGACGAACAUUGAUUCGUUUUUUAACUUCCCGUAGAAGGCGUUCUCGUGGGUUAGUGCUCAACUUUAAAAAUUCCAGGCGAAGGAGAUUAGCUAUGACCGUAAAGUGUGCGCUAUUUGUGUAAAUAUUUUUGUUUUUAUUUGGUCUGUAUUAACUAAUUUUGAAUCUGCGUAGUUGGCAUGUGGAGAGUGGGCGGGGCAGGGGGAGGGGGAAUGUUUCUUUAGGAAAGCAUGAGCGAGUCUCCGAGUUUUUGUUUACAAAAGUACUAACUGGCCAUUUUAAAAGAACGAAGUUCCUCGAUGCUUCUUACCUAUUUUCAACUAGUUUUUGUAAUCUGUGAGUGAAACUUGACACAGACUGACUUUAAAAGUAGUAAAAAAACAAAACAACAACCAAAAACCACACACCUCUACAACGUAACAAAUAACAGUUAUCUUCUUCGCUGGAAUUUUUAAGGAAUCUCAUAAACUAAUAACGGAAUAAUCUUUUGUGUUUUGGGUUUUAAAGUAUAUAUAUAUUAAACUCAAAAGAAAUAUGAAUAGCCCAUUUUAUCUUAUACAUGUAUCCAUCGUAGAUGCAUGUACAAGAUCAAUUUCAUUUUUUAAUUUCACAAGUGGUUAAGUGUUGAAUAGAAUUGGGUGGCAUGGGGACUGUGUAGAUUUUUCACCACCAUUACGAUAGUUUAGCUAAUCCCACAGAAAGUACGGUUUAAAAGAAGAAAAAAAGAGGAAAAAAAAAAAAAAAAAGGUAACAAACUUAACCUCUGCAUGUGUGACACAGUGGUUAAUAUUUAUGUUCAGGAUAUUUUUUUUGUUUCUCUCUUUAUUGUUGGUAUCAUUUGUAUACGCCGCCGUUUGGGACAGAAUUUAAACCAAGUAAAAAAAUAAACUAUAUUAAACUUGAGAGUGAUGACGGUGAAAUAUAUCCCUUCUACCCAGGCUAGUUUGCAGCAGUUAGUUCCUGGCUUUAAUGGUUUCAGAGGAGUGUUUCUUCUUCGUAAAGGAAGGAAAUGUAUCUGAGAUAUAUACAUAAAAUGAUCGGUUAAAAGGAAUCUAAGGUUAUGGUUCAAUUCUCGAUGUUGGUUAUGAAAAAUACUGGGUCGGAAAAUCUGCUGCUGGAUGGUCGGCCUUCUCUUUGAGCUGAGCUAAAAGCAUUGCUUGGGAGAGAGGGGUCAUUUCAUUCCUCCAGUGAUAUGCUUCAUGGUCAUUGGGCAGAAUGACUCCCUAGUGUUAUAACUCUUCUCACCCUUGGUUUGAGAAAGAGUGUAAUAAACAAAAAUGCUAAUACAUUUUUAUCUUGAUCGAAUGCCUUGAUGUCUGGAUAAAGUUUGGUGUAGUUUUACGUCGUUGAGUGUUUUUUUUCGGGGGCAGUAUUUUGUAACCACUUAGUAUUUUUUAUUAUUCAACUCAGUGAGGUGGAGCAACAGAUUUAUUACACUCACCAAUUUAAUUUGGUUUUUAGUAUUUAUACAACCAUUUUAACAUGUUAUCUCUCUUACUGGCCUGUUAAUCAUCAUAAAAACAUACUCAGUAUGCUGGUGGAUAUGAUUUUGGAAUUGCGUUGAAUUUUUUAUUCAACCACAGAAAGCACUCUUUAAUAUAUUAUAGUAUACAGACUUUUUGGUUCUAAUGUUGCAUCGGUUGGAAGCUCAUGUGAAACAAGAAGCUGCUUGCUCACACAAAGCUCUGCCUGUAUUUCUAGGCUUUUUUUCUCAAUCUGGCUGGCAAAGUGUGCUCACAGCACCUGGGAGACUAUCCCCUUAACCCAUGGCUGCUAUAAAUAGCAUGUGAUGUCGUCGGCCCCCUUCCCCUCAAUACCAGUGUACAUCACAUUGGCUUUGCUUUUUUGUAGUGCGGCGAAGCUUUUAGUGGAUUGGGUUAGUGGACUGGAUUAGUGGAUUGGAUUAGUGGAUUGAGUAUAAUAUGAUAAAGUUACAAUCAGCAGCUGCAGAUCAGUGAGAACUCAUCUUGUAAAGAAAGGUGGUAGUUCUGUCUUUUCUUUUAUUACGGCACACGCUAAAGAAAAAAAUCUAAAUAAGUAAAAAAUAUAUAAAUAGUAGCUAUACUUGUAAGUUUUUUGGGGGCAGGCUUAUUAAUAUAGGUAUUUGUUUAUUUUGGAAAGUGAAACAAUAUGAUAUACCUUGUGAAAUCUGGUUAUUGAAAAAAAAUCGUGGGGUUUCGUGUAUGAAUUUAUUGCCAGUCUUGAAGCUGAAUUGGGUUGAAAACGAAACGACAAACAUGACACGUUAGUCCAAAUGUUUUUAAUGAAGCAGAAAUUAUGUAUAUCUGCAAGUUCUCAUGGGGGAUUAUGUGUAGUGUUGUGUACUAUCGCAUAGUCGCACGUGAGGACGUUGGAUUCUUUGUGUAUUAAUAUGAUGUAUGUGUAUUUAAGAAAAAAAAUUAAUAAGAAAGUAAAAAAAAAAGUCAUGAAUUUUAACACUUAUUAAUAGAAAAAAAAUUGCAUAGCCAUCAAGAUAUAGAUCCUUUUCAUCCUAAACUAGUACACUUUUGUAUCAUGGACGAAAAAAAAAAUUAAAUUGUGACUUGAAAUGACGUGAACGUUUAAAAUCUGUGUAACAAAAAAAAAAAAGAAAAAAAAAAGCUAUGUGUGCAGGGUUUUCACUUUGUAAUUUGGUCGGACACCCAUCUCUCAAUGCUUCUGUAGAUCGUUGUAGGGGAAAAUCUGGGAGUGGGGAGGGGGGAGCGGGGAGAGUCACAAAGCUGUUGACGAUUUUAAGAAAAUCAUUUCUUUUGUGUGUAACACUGGUAGGAUUUCAAUUUAAAAAGAAAACAAAAUACGGAUGGCAUUUUUGUCUUACAGAGCAGAGAAAGAAAAUAUAAAAAAAAAAGAAAUGUUGAAAAAAAAUCAAAAAAAAUCUGUGCGCAAACAUUUUGUAGAUAGUGAUCGUAGACUGUGUAGUCGGGACGCCAGUACUGUAUGCGGUACCCUCAUAACAUGUGCACCAUUGCUGUUGAUUCUAUGGGCCACCUUGGGUGCCACGUUCUCGAUUAUAUUAAAGAAAGAAAAACACAAUUUGAGUGGUCGUAAUUACUUUGUAAUACAUGUAAGCUAGCGUUCUUGCAUUACUCUCACAUUUUUUUUUUUUUUCUGUUUUCCUUUUUGAGGUAGAAUUGUUUGUUAAUAUCACAACAAUGUGGCCCUUGGGGAAAAAGUGUACACUUUUUAAUAGUGUCGGUGUUAUAUGGAGAUUGCUAGCAGCCCACGAAGACCUAAUUAAUGUACUUUUGAUAUAGAGUUUGUGUAUAGGAUAUUUGUCUAAACGAUUCCUUUUUUUUCUUCAAUUCUUGUUUGCAGCCACGAAAAGAUUACUAAAUGUGAAUCUGUUUCUUAGUAGUAGCACAUCAUCAUCAGACUGCCUUGACAUCUUAUUUACCAUGCCGUGGCCUUCUUGUUUUGAGUCUCUUCUGUGAACCAAGUUCCAGGAGGCUCAAUGAGUCAGGCACCGUGACCAAUACAGACUGGUACCUUGCGAUGUGAUGGCUGAUUAUGCACUUUGUAUCUGUGUCAUGCCUUCCAGCAUUCACACCAGAAAUAGUCUGGUACCUAUGACGUGGCGGCCCACUGUUAAUCCGUGCCAUGUCGACAGCGGGGGUCUGACCCAAGAUGGCCACUGCAUGGAUAAUAUGUCAUGGCAGUUUAUUUCACUGUAUCGUUUUUAUAUGCAGGGCUUUUAUUGUGAGCUGCACCGUUCACAGAUCCGCUGGUUCUCAACUUGGCAAAAACUGCUAAGCUUGGUGGAAGUGUACUUAGCUGAGCAAAUAAUGCUGAUUACCAGUUAAUGUGCAAUGUAGAUCUAUCAGUGUUAUAGCUGGCGGUCACUUUAAAAUGCUUACUACACUAAGUGGCUAGCCCACACCCUGCUUAGCAGUUUUAGAUAAAAACCAAGCAAUGUAGAGGUAAAAUUGUUUUUCAAAUUUUUUUUCGGGGCCAAAAAAUACAACUUUUAAUUCACCUUACGAUUGAAGGUAUGUAAAUAAAGUUAAUGGACCGAAAAUAUACCCCCGCAGGGGUUUAUCAUGCAAGCGCCAUCUUUGUCUGGUUACCUGCGCUCACCUGCACAAUUGUAAUACUAGUUCUGGGUGCAAAAAAGGGUGCCAGGCUGUUGUCCAUCCAUGCUUGGUUUUGGUCCAUUAAGUAGUUCCGAGUUUGGGAACAGCGGGUCCGUUUUAAAAGUCAAUAGAUACUUUGAAAGAAUUUUAUCUGUCGCACAGAAACUGUAAAUUGCUUCUUUUCCAGAAUUUGCAUAUGUGUGUUAGCAUGUAUGUAGAUAAAGCCCUAUGUGCUAUGGACUCUUGUAUGCGUAAUAGACUUUUUACACUUUGCACGGAUGGAAAAGUUCACACAGUCAAACCGGAGGUUUUUACAGUAAAAAGCUAACAAGAAUUGUUAAACAACCAGAAGGGAGAACAUUAAUUGAUCAGGAUACUUCAGUCACUGGAUUAAACACUAUUUGAGUACCGGUACACUAGGCACUGUUAAAUGGGUGAAAAAUGUCAAGCCAAAUUUAAAUGCAACUUCUAAAAUUUGCUAAGCCAAAUUCUGUUUUAGCAAAUUUCAAACGAUGACACAUUUUCUAUGAAGUUUCAUCUGCAUCUUGUCAGCUGUAUGGUAUCCAAACCUGCUAUGUAGUUCAAACAAAGUUUUAGGUGAUAAUUGCAAUUGAAUGACUUUGCCAAAAUGCCAAUCAUUAGCUUUGUUAUGUCAAUGCAUUAAACUGGCACUGCUUUUUAAUUGGAAAAUAACACCAGAAGUGACCUAUGCAUUUACUCACAGCUCUGUGCUUCUGAAGUUGCGCUGCCUGGUAGCGCAGCCAUGAAAUGCCUGGGUUUGAUUGUACGUCAUUCGGAACAGAAGUAAAAUGUCUAUUGUGCAUCUCGUAAAAGUCAUGCCAAGGGUCUUGUACUCCUUAAUCAUUAUUCACUGUGAAGUUGUUUUAAAAUAAAUAAAAAGGGGGAAAGUGAAAAAAAAAAAAAAAAAAAAAGUGUCACCAACAUCUUGCUCAAACUUUCACGGGCGCAAUUUAAAUGCCUUGUUUUAUUUGAUCUCUGAAUAUGAUUAAAAAAAACGUUAAGUGUACAGUUAUAAUUGGAUAUAUCAAUGUAGUAAUAGCAGAAAAGUGUAUUAUUAAAAUGAGGAGCCUCUCUGGAUUUAAAAACAAAA
Messenger RNA from Asterias rubens (European starfish), 6953 nucleotides. RefSeq names its product guanine nucleotide-binding protein subunit beta-1. Gene Ontology annotation, cellular component: cytoplasm; heterotrimeric G-protein complex. The record is from RefSeq and is a predicted model, not a curated record. The transcript is spliced from 10 exons. Lineage: Eukaryota; Metazoa; Echinodermata; Asteroidea; Forcipulatida; Asteriidae. Gene Ontology annotation, molecular function: signaling receptor complex adaptor activity; protein binding. Bases 250 to 1275 code for a protein of 341 amino acids. Gene Ontology annotation, biological process: G protein-coupled receptor signaling pathway.